Molecule: messenger RNA, 2156 nt
Organism: Ananas comosus (pineapple)
Lineage: Eukaryota; Viridiplantae; Streptophyta; Magnoliopsida; Poales; Bromeliaceae
Exons: 2
Coding region: 81-866 (261 amino acids)
Source: RefSeq, a predicted model, not a curated record
UUCCCUCUCUCUCACUUCACCCCUCGAACUCAACUUCCUCCUCUCUCUCUCUCUCUCUCUCUCUCUCUCUCUUCAUCGCCAUGAACGAGACCUCCGAGCUCCGGGACUGGGAACUCCUCCAGGCUUCGUGUACAAGCCCUCCCCUCCGCGCCCCGCUCUCCGCGGAGAACCCUAGCGGCCCCUUCGAGGCGGCCGACGACGCCGACUCCGAGGACGGCGCCAUCAAGCCCGACUACUUCGCCCCCGACUCCCGCCACCUCCGCCGCCACGCCGCCGACGAGGACGAUUCCGAUAACCCUAGCUGGGUCGACCCCGACCCCGACUUCAGGUCGGGAGCCGAAGCGGCUUUCGCGGGAAGUGGUUUCCCGGUGAAGAACUACGGCGGGUUCUGGUCCGACGACUCUUCGGAAGUGGACGGGUUCGAGGGAAUCGACGGUGGUGGGGAUCGGAGUUUGGGCAGCGACGGUGAGAGCGGAAGGGAUUUGCGUCGUGCUCGUGAGGUGUUUGAUGAAAUGCCGAGGAGAGAUGGAGGGAGCGGAGGAGGGGAGAGGAAAGGGGUGGUGUGGUGGAAGAUGCCUCUGGAGAUGUUGAGGUGUUGCGCUUUCAAAAUGAAGCCCUUUUGCUACAUCUCCAUUGCUGCGGCUGUCGUGGGGUUGUUUAUGCUUGGUAGGAGCAUGUACAAGCUGAAGCAAAAGGGUAGAGGAGUUUCUCUUAGGCUUGCCAUGGAUGAUAAGAUCGCGUCCCACUUCGCAGUCCGUGCUGCACGUCUCAACAAAGCAUUCUCAGCGGUGAGGCGCGUACCCAUACUGAGAACUUCGCCUCCCGCAUCCGGGAUGACUCCGUGGUCCAUGCUCCCUCUAAGAUAAGCUUUUAAGUUGCUUCUCCAUGAUGCUCAGGUAUUUACAAUAUGUUUAUUUGCCCUUUAUAUGUACUGUUUGUUACAUUACCUUGUAUCUGUUACUGUAUAAAUACCUUCUUUGUUUAUAUAAAGCUUUCGCAGCGAAAAUAAAAUGGAUGCAGUAUAUGAUGGUUGGUAAUGUUUCGAAGUAGAUGUUUUUGUCUUUGAGCUUCGUGCUUUUAUACCUCAUAGUUGUGUAUUUGGUCUUAUUUAUGUUGAAAUUUUGAAACCAAAAUUAGCAACUCGGUGUCAAUCAAAGUUGAAAUGUCUAAGAAACUAGAGAAGAUUCUUGUGACUAGGUUUUAUUUGGCUUUUUUGUCAUAGAUUUUGUUGCUUUUUGACACAUAUUUAUGUGCGAUUUGUAUCUUUGGGCUUUGUUCUCUUUCAGCUGAACAACUUAAGGAAAAAAAAAAUUAUUGAAAAAAAAAGAGACUUUAUUAUACCAAUUUCUGCCUAGUUUGAGGAAACAAAUUCCGUAAACAAAGUGAUUUCUCAGUAAAUCACUAAUUAGAUUAAAAAUUCUUCAACAAUGAUCACCCUAAUCAAAGAUGAUUCCUGCGGCGGUGGCGGUGCGGGUGCCGCCGCAUUCCGACACGCCGACGACCCCCCACUGCAUACGCCGCCGCUGCCUCGGCCGCCCUGCCUGACAGCACGCGCGACAGCGCCGCCAUCGCGCGUGACUGCCUUGCAACCGCCCCCGUCGUCGACGGCUCCUGCGACAGCACGAUCUCGUAGCCGUCGUAGUACGACUCCAUCCCCUCCGCCAUGGCCUGCCACACCAAGCCGCCGGCCAUCGACCCCCCGCUGGCCCGCGCGGAGCUGUAGAUGCCCGCGUACACGGUGUUCAGGAACGCGUCGCGCCCGUUCUCGGUGUACCCUGCGUCCCGCUUCGACUUGCCGAACUCGGCGAAGACCAGCGGCUUCCGCAGGAUCUGCCGCGCGUCGUUCCAGUGGCUCCACAUCCACCGCCGCACGAACGCCGUUUGCGCAGCGUCAUUUUGCCCGGAGAGCCUGCAGAACAAGAGUAACCUUUUGUGAUUCUUACCGUUCAGAUUCUAUUUUCAUCUACUUUUGUAAGUGAGCGAUAUUACCAUAUAUCUGGAUACGCAUGGAUGGUCGCAAAAUCAAUCUCCUUGACGAGAUUGCUGGUAAUGUAAUCCGUCCCAACUUGGAAUCCGGGAUUGUACUGCUUCUUCUCAGGCAUGGACUCCCCAUAAAACCCCUCCAUUCCCACCUCAAGCAUGUGUUUCCUAUCCAA